Messenger RNA from Haliaeetus leucocephalus (bald eagle), 2233 nucleotides. It is a transcript of the gene SLC44A5, whose product is annotated as solute carrier family 44, member 5. The transcript has 22 exons. NCBI's taxonomy places the organism in Eukaryota, Metazoa, Chordata, Aves, Accipitriformes, Accipitridae. Gene Ontology annotation, molecular function: transmembrane transporter activity. The record is from RefSeq and is a predicted model, not a curated record. The coding region runs from base 1 to 2148 and encodes 715 amino acids. Gene Ontology annotation, cellular component: membrane. Gene Ontology annotation, biological process: transmembrane transport.
AUGGAUAGAGAUGAAGAAAACUACUAUGGAAAACACGGUGAACCAAGGAAAUUUGACCCAAAGUUCAGAGGACCUAUUCAUAACAGGCACUGUACAGACAUUAUUUGCUGUGUGAUCUUCAUAGUAGUCAUUCUGGGUUACAUUGCAUUAGGAAUUGUGGCUUGGGUGCACGGUGACCCCAGGAAAGUGAUUUAUCCAACUGACAGCUAUGGGCAGUUCUGUGGUCAGAAAGAUACCCUCAAUGAGAACAAGACCAUUUUGUUUUACUUUAACAUUCUGAAAUGUGCCAGCCCCAUAGUGUUAAUAAACCUACAGUGCCCUACAACACAGCUUUGUGUCUCAAAGUGCCCAGACAGGUUUGCAACCUACAUUGAUGUUCAGGCUUCCUACAGAUAUAAACCAGAUCAGUGGAAUUACUUCAGGCAAUUCUGCAAACCUGGUUUUAACAAUCCUCGCAAGUCUGUUGCUCAAGUCCUACGUGAUGAAGAUUGUCCUUCGAUGAUCAUUCCAAGCAGGCCUUUUCUUAAGAGAUGCUUCCCAGACUUCUCCACGAAGAAUGGUGUGCUAACUGUGGCAAAUCAGACUACAUUCAAAGAUGGAAGAGGGAAAACAAGAAAUGUAACUGAUCUCAGGGAAGCUGCAAACGGCAUCAAUAAUGUCCUGGAUGCAAGAUCAGUUGGAAUGAAAAUUUUUGAAGACUAUGCCAUUUCUUGGUAUUGGAUUUUAAUUGGGCUGUUCAUUGCAAUGAUAGUAAGUCUGCUCUUCCUUGUGUUAUUGAGGUUCACGGCUGGGGUCCUCUUCUGGAUUUUCAUCUUUGGUGUGAUUGGAAUUAUAGGUUAUGGCAUCUGGCAUUGUUACUGGGAGUAUGAUCAUCUUAAAGGAAUACCUGGAUCUGACCUCACUGUUUACGACAUUGGAUUCCAGACAGACUUCAGAGUGUACCUGCAACUGAGGCAAACAUGGUUAGCAUUUAUGAUAAUACUUUGUGUUGUUGAGGUCAUAAUCAUACUGAUGCUGAUCUUCCUAAGGAAUCGGAUCCGGAUUGCUAUUGCACUGUUGAAGGAAGGUAGUAGGGCUAUUGGCUAUAUAAUGUCUACAUUGUUCUACCCAAUCGUCACCUUCAUACUCAUUGCAAUCUGUAUUUCCUACUGGGCUGUGACAGCUGUUUUUCUGGCUACAUCAGGAGAACCUGUGUAUAAAGUAAUGGCUAAUCAAACACUGUGCAAGUAUGCAAACCUGACUUGUGACCCAGAGACUUUUAACACAACCAAUGUGACUAAAUUGUGUCCGGGUGCUCAGUGUACUUUUGCUUUUUAUGGGGGAGAAAGCCUGUACCAUAAGUACAUCUUCAUCUUCCAGUUAGCCAAUGCCUUUGUCUUUCUGUGGCUGGUGAACUUUGCAAUUGCACUGGGUCAGUGUACCCUUGCUGGUGCCUUUGCCUCUUAUUACUGGGCUUCUCGGAAACCAGCUGAUAUUCCACUGUGGCCACUCUUCUCUUCAUUUGGACGAGCCAUACGAUACCAUACAGGUUCGCUGGCAUUUGGAGCCUUAAUUCUUGCAAUUGUCCAGCUUAUUAGAGUAAUACUGGAGUACUUGGAUCACAAACUGAAAGGUACACAGAACUCCUUCACUAGAUUUCUACUCUGCUGCCUCAAAUGCUGUUUCUGGUGUUUGGAAAGAUUCUUAAAAUUUAUAAACAGAAAUGCCUACAUCAUGAUUGCCAUAUAUGGUAAAAACUUCUGCACCUCGGCAAAGGAAGCAUUCUUUUUGCUUAUGCGGAAUGUGGUGAGAGUUGCAGUUCUGGACAAAGUUACAGACUUUCUUUUAUUCCUGGGGAAAAUUCUCGUUGCUGGUGGUGUAGGUGUUCUUGCUUUCUUUUUCUUCACACAGAGAAUACCAGUCUUUGCACAGGAAGCACCAACGUUAAAUUACUACUGGGUGCCAUUGUUGACGGUCAUUAUUGGCUCCUACUUAGUUGCACAUGGGUUCUUCAGCGUCUAUGCAAUGUGUGUCGACACGCUUUUCCUCUGCUUUUGUGAAGACCUGGAAAGAAAUGAUGGAUCUACAGCAAAACCCUACUUCAUGUCAGCUAGCCUUCACCGAAUUCUAGGGAAGAAGGAACUAAGCCCGAAGAAGGCAGUGGGAUAACAUACACUAAACCUCAACAUCAAAACAGUGUCACUUUUAAGCAAAACGUGUAUAAAGUAGGCAAAAGUAAAAACUGUAAAUGAUG